UGGCCGUCGCUGCGCUCCCGGGAGCGCCUGGGCCCUGUGGCCGCCGCUUGCUUACUGCGCUGCUAGCCGGCUAGCUCCGGCCGGAGAGAGGGUGUGCCGGCCGCCAAGGCCGAAGCCCCAGUGUCCGCGCGUCUUAGGCCUCUGUCUGCAGCCAUGGGGGCGUCUGCGCGGCUCCUGCGCGCAGUGAUCAUGGGGGCCCCGGGCUCCGGCAAAGGCACCGUGUCGUCUCGCAUCACCAAACACUUCCAGCUGAAGCACCUCUCCAGCGGGGACUUGCUCCGAGACAACAUGCUGCGGGGCACAGAAAUUGGUGUGUUAGCCAAGACUUUCAUCGACCAAGGGAAGCUCAUCCCAGAUGAUGUCAUGACUCGGCUGGCCCUUCAUGAGCUAAAAAAUCUCACCCAAUAUAGCUGGCUGUUGGAUGGUAAGUACAGAGUCAUGAGCAUUUCAGCUGCCCUCAGUUCAAACUUUCGUAUCAUCUUGCCAUAUUCUGAAAAUAGUGUUUUGAAUUUGAGUGAGGCUGAUGAGUUCAGUUUGAGUAUAAAGGCGGGGAAAAGCAGUCAUGCAGGAGGAAUUAUUUCUUAUUCGGGGGAAGGUCAGCAUUUUCUUCACUUCAGGCUUUCAAAUGGAUUUGAUGAGGUCAUUAAACAACGCCUCACUGCUCGCUGGAUUCAUCCAGCCAGUGGCAGAGUCUACAACAUUGAAUUCAACCCUCCCAAAACUGUGGGUAUAGAUGAUCUGACUGGGGAACCUCUCAUUCAGCGUGAGGAUGAUAAACCAGAGACCGUCAUCAAGAGACUAAAGUCUUAUGAAGCCCAGACAGAGCCAGUCCUGGAAUAUUACCGGAAAAAAGGGGUGUUGGAAACAUUCUCUGGAACAGAAACCAACAAGAUCUGGCCCUAUAUAUACGCCUUCCUACAAACAAAAGUUCCACAAACAAACCAGAAAGCCUCCAUUACUCCGUGAGGAACGUGUGCAACUAGUAAGAUGAGCAGAACCUCCUCAUCUUUGCAUUUAAAGGCUCCUUUUUCUAAGACUCUAGCAUGUAUGAGAUCUUUGAAAACGAUGUGUUAUUUCUACUGAUUUUUUUUCUGGUUACUAAGGAUGUACCAAAUGCGUCAGACACUAUGAUUCAUCUUUUAAUAUAAUUCAGUAUGUUUUAUCCAGCUGUCUUCAACACAGAACAGCAGAGAUGUCUAAACUUAAAAAAAAAAAAAAAAAAAAAAAAAAAAACAGACCAAAAUUAAAAGAGCAAUUGGUGGGAAUCUAACUUUUUUGUUUAGUAAAAACAGUGGUUGGUAAGAUUUCCAUACUUUCCUGGAGCAGUAUUUUAAAAGUAUAUAUCAUUUGGGGCAAAUAUCUCAGCAGAGGCUUUUGCAUAGACUGAUGCCAAAAAAGACAUUUCUAGCACUGUGGGACAUGGUUCAUAUCUAUAAAAUUCUUGACAAAAAAGCAAAUGAAUUUACAGAUGGUUUAAGAUACAAACUCACUGCUGCCUUUACUCCAAGAAACUUAAAACUAGCCAUAUAUGUUGUAUUUAUUUUGUUGUUAACACACACCUUCAGUUUACUCGGAAAUUUUAGUUUGCUAUAAAAACCUAUCAGUUAACAUAAAGGAAAUAGUAUCGUAACAUUGACUUGUUUUCUUUUGAAAGUACGUGUGUAGUGAAAGAUGUGAUUGUGUCCAUAAAUCAACAUUAAUGAGUUCUUAGGUAAGCAUUGAAAUUCAACUUUUCUUUAAGAGUUGUUUUUGUUACAGGCACGUGCACUAAAUUAAUUUUCAAUCGAAAACACAAAGUCUUAUGUUUCCAGAUGUUACUCAGGUUAAAAAAUGUGUUUUAGGAUCUACUUGCCAGUUUCUCUUUAUGAUCCAAAUGUAAGCUAUGACUUGAUAAAUAACAAAUUACAGUACCAAUAAAAAAAAAAGUGUUAGAGAAGACCUAUGACUCUCUACAAGUCAUAUAUUUUGUCAUUAGAAAAUGAAAACAGGUUAGGCAUGCCUGGGGAAUACUUCCUUGACAUAUACAGCAAUUAUAAUUAGUAAACAGGUGUGGUGAUAAAAAGAAUUUACACGAUAGAUUAAAAAGGGCCAAGAAAGUUUGAGUUUCCUGGAGUUUUCUAUUCCUGAUCAAAGAAAUUGAUACCUGCUAGUGUUCACUGCCACCGUCUUAAGGAAAGAACUAUGCUGGGGUCAUCUGAGCAGCCGUUUUAAAAUUGAGAUUGUUUUGGAUUCUGUAAUUCAGCAACAAGGAUGUGUGCUGAUGUACCAUGACCUG
This is a messenger RNA of Tupaia belangeri chinensis (Chinese tree shrew), 2275 nucleotides long. RefSeq names its product adenylate kinase 3 (gene AK3). Gene Ontology annotation, biological process: nucleobase-containing compound metabolic process. Gene Ontology annotation, molecular function: AMP kinase activity; ATP binding. Lineage: Eukaryota; Metazoa; Chordata; Mammalia; Scandentia; Tupaiidae. The transcript has 6 exons. The record is from RefSeq and is a predicted model, not a curated record. Bases 154 to 966 code for a protein of 270 amino acids. Gene Ontology annotation, cellular component: mitochondrion.